This is a messenger RNA of Fraxinus pennsylvanica, 2190 nucleotides long. The record is from the annotation of a GenBank genome assembly. Lineage: Eukaryota; Viridiplantae; Streptophyta; Magnoliopsida; Lamiales; Oleaceae.
AUGGGAUUGCAUUUGCAUUUGCUGCAAGCCCAAUUACUUGUGUCAAUUCUGCUUAUUUUUGUUUCAAGAUCAGUUUCUACUCAAUCAAAUUUCCAAAUAGCAAAGCCCAACUGUACGGAUCAGGAUCAUUGUGGAAAUGUAAGUAUUCCCUUCCCUUUCGGCACGAGGGAAGGCUGUUACUUAGACGAAACAUUCUUAGUCACUUGUAAUGACACCCACUAUGAUCCUCCCAAACCAUUCUUCAGAAAGUCAAACAUAAGUAUCACAAACAUAUCCCUAGAGGGCCAAAUGCGUGUCAUGCAAUUCAUAGCAAAAGACUGUUAUUCUCAGAAUGGCACUAGAGUGUCAAAUAAUGAACCCUGGAUAAGAGUGACCCGUGGAUUCGUGGUCAGUAAUACUGCCAAUAAGUUCUUUGUCAUUGGCUGUGAUACUUACGCUUCUGUAUCUGGGCGGCGGGGGAACCGGAGUUACUCGACAGGGUGCACUUCCACGUGUGACAACAGGGAUGAUCUGGUCGACGGCUCAUGUUUUGGAUUAGGCUGUUGCCAGAUGUCUAUCCCGAAACAGGCAUGGAAAGUUAAGGUGACAUUGUAUAGCUUUCAUAAUUUGACAACUGUGUGGGACUUCAAUAACUGCAGCUAUGGUUUUCUAGCUGAAGAAAGGGCAUUCAAUUUCUCCGCAAGAAAUCUUUCCAACCUGAGGAAUGUGAAAAAGCUUCCAAUGGUGGUUGACUGGGCAGUUGGAGAACGAACUUGUGAGGAAGCUCGAAAUGAUAUUUCUAGUUAUGCAUGUAAAAGUGAGAAGUCUGAGUGUUUUGAACCCGAUAAUGGUUAUGGGUAUCGUUGUCGUUGCCAGGAAGGUUAUGAAGGAAAUCCAUACCUCGAUAAUGGCUGUAAAGACAUUGAUGAAUGUAAGAAUCAAAGUCUCCAUAACUGUGAAAAGCAAUGUAAGAACACACCAGGGGGGUAUAAGUGUGUUUGCCCGAAAGGCUACCAUGGAGAUGGUAAAAAAGAUGGACAAGGUUGCAUGCGUGGUCAAUCACUUGUCUUCAAAGUUGCUACAGCUAAGCCCAACUGCACUGAUCAUUGUGGAGAUGUAAGUAUCCCCUUCCCUUUCGGCACAAGGGAAGGUUGUUACCUUAGUGAAACAUUCUUAGUCACAUGUAAUAACACUCACUAUCAUCCUCCUAAACCAUUCUUGACAAACUCAAACAUAGAAAUCAAAAACAUAUCCCUGGAGGGUCAAUUGACUGUGUUGCAAUUCAUUGCGAAAGCCUGUUAUGCUAGGAAUGGCACCAGAGUACACUAUAACGACCCCUUUAUAACCUUCCAAGAAUUCACAGUCAAUAAUACCGCCAAUAAGUUCACUGUUGUUGGUUGUGAUACUUAUGCUUUUGUAUACGGGGAAUGGAUUAACCAGAAUAAUUACGAGACAGGGUGCACUUCCCGGUGUUUCAGCAAGGAUAAUCUGGAUGACGGGUCAUGUUCCGGUGUAGGCUGUUGCCAGACGUCUAUCCCAAAAGGCGUGAGGGAAGUUAAUUUGACGUUGAAGAGCUAUGAUAAUUUCACAAAGAGCUAUGAUGAUAAUCGCUCUACCGUCUGGGACUUCGAUAAUUGCAGCUAUGCAUUUCUUGCCGAGGAAAGUGCAUUCACUUUUUCUCCAAAUAAACUUUCAAGUCUGAUGAAUGUAGAGAAGCUUCCCAUGGUGGUUGACUGGGCAAUUGACAGAGGAACAUGUGAGGAGUCUCAGAAGAACAUGUCUAGUUAUGCAUGUAAAAGCACUAAUUCCAACUGUAAUGAAACUGAUAAUGGGUAUCGUUGUUAUUGUUCAGAGGGUUAUGAAGGAAAUCCAUACCUCAGUGACAGUGAUGGUUGUAAAGAUAUUGAUGAAUGUAAAAAUUCGAGUCUCAACAAAUGUGAAAAGGACCGAUAUUGUCAAAAUGAAGAAGGGACUUAUAGGUGUUUUUGCCCAAAAGGUUACGAUGGAGAUGGGAGGGUAGAUGGACAAGGUUGCAUUCGUGGUCAAUCACUAAUAUUCAAACUUGUUGCAAGGAUUUCUCUAGGAAUUGCGGUUCUUGUACUUGUUGUCUGCUGCUACCCAGGAAAUUCCUUUAAUGGUAGCAUCAAAAGAGGAGCCUUCUCCUAUGAUUCCAUGGAAAAUGCUGAAGAGUAUAAAAGUUCUCCAUGUUGA